Messenger RNA from Nymphaea colorata (pocket water lily), 1641 nucleotides. Its product is annotated as protein SOSEKI 5. The record is from RefSeq and is a predicted model, not a curated record. Lineage: Eukaryota; Viridiplantae; Streptophyta; Magnoliopsida; Nymphaeales; Nymphaeaceae.
AGGGGUUCCUCUUUCCCGAAAACUCUGCAACUUUUCGAGCUCCAGUGGGAACAAGAACCAGAAAUGACAAAGCAUUUUACCAACGAAUACGAUUAAACAAACAAGCAAGUAGACGGCUGCCCAGGAUAACAUGUGAAAGAAUCAGAUGUAGAGGAAAGGCAAGAUUUUCGAAUAUCGGAGAAGUUGGACUUCAAAGAGUGGUCGAGUCUGCGUGUUCAUGAAAAAGAGAUUUCUUAAAUAAUUGAUGAGGAAGAUGAUGGAAUUUAUUUCCAGAACAAAAAAGUGAGGGAAAAAGAGGUAGGAAGCGUAGAGUCUGAGUCAAACGUACCGAAAACGCUCGACCCUUUGUUGCCUUCUUCCUGUCGUCGGCAUCUCAAUUUAAAUCUCCCAACUCUCACCUCCCCUUCUGUACACGCCCGCUCUUUCUGUCUCUCUCUCUGCGCCCAGUAGACUCUGGUGUGAAGGGGGGGAGUGGUUACCCGCUCUUGUGGGGAGGAGGAGAGAAUGGCGGUGAGCCCGAGGCGAGGGAGGGUGGAGCUUCCGUUGGGGAAGAAGAAGAACAGAGAGGCGAGCCCAGAGAGGACGAUGGUGUGGGUGGAGCCGAGGGCGAAGCAGGAGAAGAAGGUGCCGGUUGUCUAUUACCUUUGUAGGAACGGCCAGCUUGAGCAGCCGCACUUCAUGGGUCCCCUUUCCUCCUCCGACGGCCUCUACCUCAGAGAUGUGACGAACCGUCUCAAUUUGCUCAGGGGGAAAGGAAUUGCUUCCAUGUACUCAUGGUCUUCCAAGCGGUGCUACAAGAAUGGGUUCGUCUGGCAUGACCUCUCCGAGAACGACUUCAUCUACCCCAUCCACGGCCACGAAUACGUCCUCAAGGGAUCGGAGAUCGUCAUCCCUCUUCCUACGGCGAAGGUCUCCUCUGUUUCUAACUCGUUCAUGGAGUCGAAGCAACUGCACGAGCUCUCCCUGGAAGCGUCCUGUUCCAGCAGCACGGGUCGGUCCGGCGACUCCGGGCCCGCGACCAGCCGGAAAAUCCCGGACGCGACGGAGUACAAGGUCUACAAGGCGGAGUGCCCGACCGAGUUCUACGCAAAGGCCACGGACGCCUCGACGCAGACGGAGGACCGGAGGAGACAAUUCCGAAAGGAGGCUGCCCUCGCCGUCUCCGUCGCCGAGCCGGCGCCGACGGAGCUGAACGCCGAGGAGGUGUCGCCUCCUGCGUCCACUUCAAGCGCUUCGUCGGGGACGGACGGCAAGGAUCAGCCGGAGCCGGAGUCACUCGAGACGCUGAUGAAGGCGGACGGCCGGCUUCGAUGCCUCCGAAUCGUUGAGGAGGAGGAGGAGGCGCCAGAGCUCUCCGUCCGGGCGGUGAACCACGCGAGAGUGAGGGCGUCCACCGUGCUGAUGCAGCUCAUCUCCUGCGGGUCCAUGCCGGCGGACCGGCCGAAGCUGCCGCAUGGCGGGUACCAGGGCCACCGGAAGGCAAGGUCCGCGGAGGCGGAGUGCGUGAAUCCGACGAGGAUGCAGCUGGAGGAGAGGGAGUACUUCAGCGGUAGCCUGAUCGAAACGCAGAGGAAAGAGCAGAGGGCCCUGGAAGGGGCCCCUCGUCUCAAGAGAUCCUCUUCCUAUAACGCCGAUAGGUGA